CUGUUUCGCGCCAAAUUGGGCUCUGCGCAUGACCCCUAUUUGUCUCUUUCCCGAUCAACAGAGAUGGCGAACAACUCAGACUGUCACAGAGUCAAUGGCCGAAAUGGCGAUGUACCUGCCAAAAGACAACGAAUAAUGGAGACAGGGAAGAUCACAGUUGUCUUGGGGACCCAGUGGGGCGACGAGGGUAAAGGCAAGGUCGUGGAUCUGCUGGCAGCUGACGCGGAUGUUGUGUGUCGAUGUCAGGGCGGGAACAACGCAGGACACUCAGUUGUUGUAGAUGGGAAAGAAUUCGCGUUCCAUCUACUGCCCAGUGGAAUCGUCAAUCCAGAAUGCAAGGCUCUCAUUGGAAAUGGCGUGGUUAUACAUCUACCAAAUCUUUUUGACGAGAUUGCCAAAAAUGAAAAACAUGGUCUCCCUGAUUGGAAAGGGAGACUACUCAUCUCGAACAGGGCUCACUUGGUUUUUGACCUGCACCAAAAAGUGGAUGGGAUGCAAGAAUCAGGUCGUGGUACGAAAUUGAUUGGAACAACAAAGAAAGGAAUAGGUCCGGCUUAUUCCUCCAAAGCCACAAGGAAUGGACUCCGCGUGUGUGACUUGAUGGGAGACUUUGAAACCUUCUCAGAAAAAUUCCAUAAUCUUGUGGAGCAUCAUAAGCGCCUCUGUCCCGACCUUGAUGUGGACGCUGAUGCAGAGUUAAGCAAGUAUAAAGAGCUACGGGAGAGGAUUCGACCAAUGGUCACUGACACGAUCUACUAUUUAAACAAAUGCCUGAAGGAGGGAAAGAACGUGUUAAUAGAAGGAGCUCAGUCCACCAUUCUGGAUAUAGACUUUGGGUUGUACCCUGUCGUCAAGGCUUACCUCACCUCACCCGAGGUAGGCACAGGAGGCUUCCCAGAGCUCAAGGAGGAAAAAGGGAAAUUGUUGUUGGACCGAGGCCACGAGUAUGGCGUGACGACUGGACGACCACGUCGGUGUGGAUGGCUGGACGCUGUCAUGCUGCGGUACUCCAGCAUCAUCAACGGCUUCACAGCAUUUGCAGUUACAAAGUUAGACAUCCUGGAUGUGUUUGAUGAGAUAAAGAUUGGCAUUGCAUAUUACAUUGACGGAAAGAAGCUGGACACGUUUCCAGCAUCUGAUGAGGAUCUACUGAAAGUUGAGGUGGAGUACGUCACUCUACCAGGGUGGAAGUGCAACACGGAAAAUGUUCGCACACUUGCAGACCUCCCCAAGAACGCCCUCAAUUAUGUCCGCAAGAUUGAAGCGCUUGUUGAUAUACCAGUUUGGUGGAUUGGCGUGGGCAAAGAUCGAGAGUCCAUCAUUGAGCUCCAAGGACAAUGAUGUCUGCAGUGUGUACAUAUCUGAAUCGUCUUUUACUGCUGACCUAGCCUGGAUGGAUGCCAUGCUCGACCUUAACCAUCUUAUAUUCGUAUGUGACGGAUGAUUUGAUUUGUUGUGAACAUUAUCAUGUGCAUUUGAGAGAUAUUUUUUAGUAGAGGUCAUUAUUUUUGAGUGGGACAGUAUUGAAAGGUUUAAAUAUAUAUGUAUGGUGGAUUUAAUGAUUUUAUAUAAUAGUCCUUCACAGAUGUCUCAUAGUUUGAGAUUUACUCCUGAAUAUUCAUACUGUGGGUGGUACGUUACGGUUUUAAUCCAUUUCUGAAUGAGACAAGAGGCAUUUUCUGCAAGAAAUAACCAUGUCAAUGUAAUAUAUAAAACUAUUUCUAGUACAUACACUACUUCUCACCAUUGUUUUCUACUUUUACCACAUUUUUGUUAUGUUUUGAUGCCAUGAAAUAAAUAUAAAGUUUACGGAAGCUAUCCUGGAGCUGAAGGUGGCCUUCACACGGCAAACUAAAGCUUGACGACACAUAGUGUUAAAGUUAUAAAUGUUUUCACACGUCAAACGAAUAUUAUCUAACUUUCGUGUCAUUUGAGCACCAUGUCUCUAUUGGUGCGGUCAUGUGACAAUUCCGUUGACUGCAAUUGGUUGUUUCUGAACAACACGAGUUUGACAACACUUCACACGUCAAACUCGAGUUUGAUAACACAGAAAGUAUGAUGGAAAAGUUGGUGAGAAUAGAGACCGAUCCUAUUUUUCGACAACAGUUUGACAACUCUGAAUUUUGUGUUGGUGGAAAGUUGUUGGAAUGUUCACACUCUAAAUCUCGAGUUUUAAAACAUGUGUUAAAAUUAGCUUGCAGUGUAAAGUCCGCUUUAGCACUUCACAGCUUGUUUAUUUAGAGCACAGGUCUUGCGUCAUUCAGAAGUCUUGUUAGAAAACCUAACAUGAUUGAGCAUCU
Molecule: messenger RNA, 2300 nt
Organism: Haliotis rubra (blacklip abalone)
Lineage: Eukaryota; Metazoa; Mollusca; Gastropoda; Lepetellida; Haliotidae
Product: adenylosuccinate synthetase-like
Biological process (GO): IMP metabolic process; 'de novo' AMP biosynthetic process
Cellular component (GO): cytoplasm
Molecular function (GO): adenylosuccinate synthase activity; GTP binding
Source: RefSeq, a predicted model, not a curated record